AUGCUCGCCUUCCUUGACUCUGGCAUCUCGAAGCUGGGCAUCUAUCCGGAGAUCUUGGACCGCGUCAAGGCCGGAGAGGGUCUGAUCGACUUUGGAACCUUGUUUGGUCAGGACCUGCGACGCCUGGCCGCUGACGGCGCGCCAACAGAAAACCUGUACGCCACAGACAUCGAAGGGCUCUUCGGGAGUCUCGGCUACGAUCUCUUCCGCGACUCUGGCCGCUCCAAAGCAACCUUCAUCGAGGCCGACGCGCUUGACACGUCGCGCACGACCUCGCCGCUCCUCUCCAACCCAAAGCUGCUGGGCAAACUGUCUGUAAUCCACAGCAGCCACUUCCUGCACCUGUUACCGGGAGAGGACACGCUCACAAUAAUCUGCGACGUGUUUCUUCCGCUGCUCAAUCUCGAUGGUCCAGGUGCUCUGAUAGUAGGCCGGAAUGCGGGUCUCAAAGAGGCACGACUUGUCAAGACGCUCGUGCAGCCCCAGGGUACCAGGGUCAGCAACCCGCUCGAGAGCUUCUCGCACAAUGAGGAGACUUUGGGGGAGCUCUGGAAGGAGGUUGGGGAGGGGACAGGUACGAAGUGGGAUAUCCAGAUCAAUGAAGAGCUCUCUGGGAAAGACGACGUCGCUGCAUCGUCUGAGAAGAGAUCUGCGUCGCUGAGAUUGUCCAGGGGGGCGCUGAAGUCGUAA
Messenger RNA from Diaporthe citri, 690 nucleotides. RefSeq lists its product as uncharacterized. Bases 1 to 690 code for a protein of 229 amino acids. The transcript has a single exon. The record is from RefSeq and is a predicted model, not a curated record. Lineage: Eukaryota; Fungi; Ascomycota; Sordariomycetes; Diaporthales; Diaporthaceae.